UUUUUUUACACUGAUUGCUUUCACAUCCAUAAAAGGCUGUAAAUGCAGUACUUUCUCCUCCUCUCUGGCUGCAUUCUUGCAGGCAUUGAGAAAUACUGUGAGAGCUGUGAUCAUUCACAGAUUUCACAUGGUACAAGGCUGCUGUUAAUAGCCUUGUACCAUGUGACCUCUGUGAUCAUUCACAGAUUUCACACGCAGUAAGCAAUGAUGUUAGAAGUGACAUCUUGCUUACUACUAUUUAUGUGAUCACUGAUUGGCCAAUCAGAGAUCACAUGAUUGAGACCUCACACAGAGAGUCCCAUACAGCGAUCGG
Molecule: messenger RNA, 313 nt
Organism: Staurois parvus
Lineage: Eukaryota; Metazoa; Chordata; Amphibia; Anura; Ranidae
Source: the annotation of a GenBank genome assembly